Messenger RNA from Saprolegnia parasitica CBS 223.65, 858 nucleotides. RefSeq lists its product as hypothetical. Gene Ontology annotation, cellular component: mitochondrion. The record is from RefSeq and is a predicted model, not a curated record. Gene Ontology annotation, biological process: alternative respiration. The transcript has 2 exons. Gene Ontology annotation, molecular function: alternative oxidase activity. NCBI's taxonomy places the organism in Eukaryota, Oomycota, Saprolegniomycetes, Saprolegniales, Saprolegniaceae. Bases 1 to 858 code for a protein of 285 amino acids.
AUGCACGCGUCGCCGUCACUCCUCCGCACCACGUCGCGCGUCUCGGUCCGGUCUUUUAGCGCGCUCCGCGCCACGGCCCCGUCGCUCAUUGAAGCCAACCACUUCAAGUCGCACCCCAAGACCGACGGCCACUUUGCCGACACCAAGAUCCAGUCGUGGGCCACCGUGCCGCAAACGUGGGAGAACCCGAUCCCGCACGCCAUCUACAGUCCCGACGACCUCGCCAAGAUCCAUCCGACGCACCGCGACCCGGUCGAGAUGCACGCCAAAGUCGCGCUCACUGCCAUCCGCGUCAUGCGCUCGGGCUUUGACUUUGUCUCGCGCUACAAGGGUCCGGGCGGCGGCAUGACGGCGGGUGACUGGGUCAACCGCGCGCUCUUCCUCGAGACGGUCGCGGGUGUCCCCGGCAUGGUCGCCGGCAUGGCCCGCCAUCUCCGCUCGCUGCGCACGAUGCAGCGCGACCAGGGCUGGAUCCACACGCUGCUGGAAGAGGCCGAGAACGAGCGCAUGCACUUGCUCAUCUUCCUCAACAUGAAGUCGCCGGGUCCGCUCUUCCGACUCUUUGUGCUCGGCGCGCAAGGCACGUGCCACCGCUUUGUGGGGUACCUCGAGGAAGAGGCCGUGCACACGUACACGGCGCUCGUCCAGGACAUUGAGAACGGGCAUGUCGACCAUUGGGACAUGGACAUUGCGCCGCUGAUCGCACGCAACUACUACAAGCUGCCCGAGACCGCGACCGUCCUGGACAUGAUCAAGUGCAUUCGGGCCGACGAGGCCAACCACCGCGACGUCAACCACACGUUUGCUGACGUCGAGUGGAAGACGGCGGUCAACCCGUUCUUGGCCAAGCAUACCUAA